AUGGCUCGUGGAGGGUUCGGACGCCAGGAAGUGGAGACCAUCAGGGGUGGUGAAGGAGUCGGAGGAGGGAUUCGAUUGAAUUGGGGAGUUGAUGGGGGCUGGAUAGCCCAUGGCGAAGUCCACGGAUUGGGGGGCCGAUUGGUCACGGUGGAACGGGUUCGAUCGGCUGGCAUCUUCUUGGGUCGAUCCUUCGGAGUUGGGGAAGGACGAUGGGGACGACGGUAG
Molecule: messenger RNA, 225 nt
Organism: Bursaphelenchus xylophilus (pine wood nematode)
Lineage: Eukaryota; Metazoa; Nematoda; Chromadorea; Rhabditida; Aphelenchoididae
Source: the annotation of a GenBank genome assembly